Molecule: messenger RNA, 1635 nt
Organism: Aegilops tauschii subsp. strangulata
Lineage: Eukaryota; Viridiplantae; Streptophyta; Magnoliopsida; Poales; Poaceae
Product: putative UPF0481 protein At3g02645
Source: RefSeq, a predicted model, not a curated record
AUGGUGACAUGCUCAAACCUCCCAUUUGAUGAAACACAAUGGAUCAUCCGGAUUCGUCGAAUCCUUGAAGAGGAGAUCGAGCUAGAAGAUGACCAGCCCAUCUCCAUCUUUCAUGUCCUCAAGCCCCUGUUGUGCACUAAGCCUGAAGCGUAUGUGCCUCAGCUGGUGGCCCUGGGUCCUUACCACCAUUGCCGUGAAGGACUCCGUGACAUGGAGAUGUACAAGCUCUCGGCAGCCAAGAGAGCCCAAAGCCACCUGACAAGUAUGAACUUCCAGCAACUUGUGGACGUCUUCGCCACAUUCGAGCACCGGAUUCGUUCUCACUAUCACAGGCAACUCAAUCUCACCAACGAGACACUGGCGUGGAUGAUGGCGAUCGACAUGUCGUUUCUUCUUGAGUUCCUGCAGACUUUCUGCGAGACCAAAAACCAGAGGACACUACAAAGGAUGCCCUCGAGGAUGUCGCAUCUGGUUGACCCAUCUCAUAGGACAUCUGUACACAGCAUGCUGCUACGUGACAUCGUGAUGCUGGAGAACCAGAUUCCGAUGUUUCUUCUCGUAAAAUUAGUCGAGAUGUGGUGCUCGUCAGGCCAUGGCGUGCCACGGCCUAGUCUGAGCUCCAUUUUGUCCGGGUUCUUUCAGGAGGUCUGCUUGCUCAAGGGGAUAAGCUCUCCAUGCACCGACGCCACACGACACGCCCACUUGCUAGAUUUCCUAUACUCUAACAUGUUGCCGUGUGAUUGUGUGGAAGAGUCGGAUGGUGGAACGGAAGAAGCCGGAGAUGGGUUGAGUGACCACCCGCAGAGAUCGACUAUGAGUUCAAUAACAGAAUUGCUCGUGAAGCGUGGCUUGAAGUUGGCGUCGUUGGUGACAGAUUUCAUGGUGAGGAUGUUUCUAAAGUUCCUAGCCACUCUUCCAUGCCUGUCAAUGGUGAGGCAACCCAUCGAGCAGCUAGCUACUCAACGAGGCGCCCUUGAACCCAAGGGUGCAUCCGAUGUUCAGAACAGAAACAUAUCACCUCUGCUCGAGGAGAUCGCGGUGCCUUCUAUCUCCGAGCUCGCCUAUGUGGGUGUCACAUUCACCCCAACAACCGGUGGCAUCUCCACGAUCGAAUUUUGCGCGAGAACCGCGAUGCUGCACCUCCCGGUGAUCAGCAUCGACAUGACCACUGAAGUCGUCCUGCGGAACCUGGUGGCCUACGAGGCAUCGAUCGGCUCUAGGGCACUGGUCUUCGCGCGGUACGUCGAGCUCAUGAACGGGAUCAUCGACACCGACGAGGAUGCCCGACUGCUGAGGGAGCACGGGAUCAUAUUGAACCACCUCAAGAGUGACCAGGAAGUGGCCGAGCUGUGGAACGGGAUGACCCGGUCGGUGAGGCUGACGAGGGUGCCGGCUCUGGACAGAGUGAUCGACGAGCUUAAUCGGUACCAUGGGGCCUGCUGGAAGGUGAGGGCCGGGACGUUCGUGAAAGCGCACCUUCUUGGCUCCAGGGACAUGGUUGCUUGCGCCAUGAUGGUUCUUCUCUUGUUGUUCGUCGGCGUCCAAGCUUUCUGCCUAUCUCGUGGUUGCCUCAUUUCUUGGCGCGGGAUGGGCAUGGUCAGGAGAAGAAAUGUUUGUAACAUCCUCAAAAAUUGA